Orbicella faveolata is the source of this 9095-nucleotide messenger RNA. RefSeq lists its product as uncharacterized. Gene Ontology annotation, biological process: signal transduction. The record is from RefSeq and is a predicted model, not a curated record. Gene Ontology annotation, molecular function: protein binding. Lineage: Eukaryota; Metazoa; Cnidaria; Anthozoa; Scleractinia; Merulinidae.
GAAACAUUCCAUUGAAUUAAAAAUAACAAAAACCGUAGAAAAAAUUCAACGCAUUUUGGGGGCAUCGCAGUUGUAUCGACGAGCUCAUUGUGUAUUCAAGUUUCGUUACAAUCCUAGCACCAGAAUGCUUCUGUCACAAUAUCAAUCCCAGUGAUUUGAUAUUGAGGUUUCUCUUUGAGUGACGCACGUCAUAUGGGUUGCUCGAUAUGAUUCACUGAGAUAAGGGUUGACCUCUCAUCAUCUCGUUCAAUUACAUCUAAUGUUACACGACUGAAAAUAACAAUCGUUAGCUUGACGGCUGCCUUGAAGAGACGCUUGUUUGCAAAAAUCAAAACAGCGAGGAACUGAAACUGGUUUGUAAACACGCGGCGGGACACAGUUCGCAGGAAAAGAUAGUGAUUCAUGGAUGUUUGAAUGCACGCUUUUGGUCACCCUUUUGUGGGGCUGAUGAACUAAGGUCAUCCAAACUGUGAUUGUUCGUUCGGUGAAUAGAAAGCCUAACAACUCGUCACGAGCUCUGAAAUUUUCCUAAAAUGACGGAAUUUUUCAGCUGUAACGACAACACAGGGCGAUAUAUCUUCAACAUUGUGUUCUUCUCUCUUAUUGGCUCUUUGGUCUUCCUACUGAUCUUUCUGGCUGCGUAUUUACUGUACAAACGAUACAAGAAAGCCAAAAAACGGCAAAGAUUACUGUACCGAAGCCGAACGAGUACGGCCAACACAACAAGCACUAUUUUAUCCGGCACUGGAGUCGGUAGCCAACUUGCAAGUAAUUUUAUUUUGGGACGGCCACCUGCAACUGAUGUAGUUUUAGGUGUUUACGGGGACGAAAACUCCAAAAAUGCCAGAAGUGCGUUUUACGAAGAGAAAGGUUGGAGAGGGUUUGCGUACUAAAAGGAGAUCUCAGUGAAGAAGUCAUGCGGCAAGACACACCAGGAGAGAAUCAAACGUAACAAUUCAUUUGAAUUUCAUGGCCUCGCCGAUAAAUCGUUGACAAACUUAUUCUAAAUUAUCGGCCGAUGAGCCCAUUAUGGCGGUAGAACAAUGCUCGUGAGAAACUUUUAACCGACAGCGUAACUUGAAGUGCUUCCCCGCCAAACUGAGCCACUCAACAAUGUCUCGAGAGAUAUUCAAGAGAACAGAAAGGGAUUUGAGGGUUAAUGAAUAAUAGCUAAGAAGGCACUUUUUUUGUAUCAUAGUGCUUAUAUCGUUUAUAACAGAUAAAAAUAGCCGUCAGGUUAUAAUAUUCAUAAGAACAUAAUUUUGUUCAAGAAAAUAUGUUUCCCCAUUUUAGGAAAAGGCAAUCUCUAAGACACAUGUCAGAAAUAACCAGAUUGUAGAUAAUUUCAUUUCAGUGAAAUGAAGUUAUCGAAUAUUUGUGGAUUAAAACGUUUUCGUUUCCAGCCGGAUAGUGGGAUCACAAGAGAGUCACACGAAACCUCAGCACGAGCAACAUAAAAUACUGGUCCAAAUAUUUUCAGGAGCUGGUAUGUUAAGUAGCUUAGUGUAGUACAUGGUCGAGCGCCUUUCCAGCAUUAUCAAGACAGAUAACCAGCGUUUGGAAGGUUAUCCUAGGUCAUCUAACUUUGUUGAAUUUAAUUGGCAUUAUUUUACAAAUGUAAUUUUAGCAACUGGUACCUUACUCCUGUUUCUCAUUCCUUUAACUCAGCUUUCAUGAUUUACUCCUUCAGUAUGGUCGCUCUUUGAAAAGAAGGAAUUCGAAACGGGGAGAGCGAUGUAAUUAUAUUGAGUAUCAUCGCCUUAGUAAGUCAGUGAAGAUGUUUUGCAGUUCAAACAGCAGUAAAAAAGCUCAUCAGUUGUUGGGUCUGUUACGACAGUUUUCAGUCUAGGUGUCUAUGUGUAUGUAGUGUGUUUGUUAUCAAGUUGUGAAUUGAAAGACUACUUAAAAACCUCCUUCGAUCUGCUUACUGGCACUCGUCUGGCGAGCAUAUGUUGCUUGCUAUAAGCAGUCUGGACCGCUCCUUACUGAAGAGAGCCGGGAAACAAAGCGAGAAACGUUGAGCGAAAAAAAACGAAAAAACUCGAAAGAGGUCGAGUUCGUUUAAGGUAUCCGCGUCGACAGUUAACUUGAUAAAGUCGUGAAACUUCGAGAAACUGGUGUAACUCAAGGCCGAUAAGGCUGAAUUUGAUUGUAACCAAGGCUGUCUACUCGAGUGCAACUUAAGGUUAAGUAAAUUCACUUUAUUAUAACAAGUUAGGAUAAUCAGCAGAUGUGAUAACUACUCUGACCGAUAGCAAGUGUUGUACAGAUACAGUACAGAUAAUGCAUGAACACGGUUAUAUUUUGUAAGUUUGUUUAAUUAAAAGUGGCGUCUUAUUUUUUAAACCGUUUUUCGUGAUACCCAAAAGGUGGAGAGAAAUACAGAAAAUAACUUAGGAAGUUGAAUUCCGUAUUUAAAAAAAAAAGAAGAAAAAAAAAGAAAAAAAACUUCAAAGUUUACAUUUCAAACAAAGAGUAUAAACCAUCUAGAAUCCGGCAUUUAAUAGUUCAAGUUGGUGCCCCUACCAAGAUCUAAUCGAAAAACUUUGCAGUCCCGCCCGUAAUACUGAUCAAACUAAUGAUAUGUCAUUAAAAUGAUUAUUGGUUAUUCUACGAUAUUUCUCCCUGGCAAUAAAUUAACGACCCCCAUUAAUGGCUCCUAUUCCCUCGAGUCCCUCAAUAUUGCGAUAAGUUUAACAUGUUUGAGAUCACUGUUAUGUUCAAUUUGGUGAGCUGCUGUUAGUAUUAAGUCAAGCUGAGUUCCUGAAAAUGUUCCUCGUUUCUGUAAAGUUCCCAAUAAUCUUUUUGGAUAUUCGGAUUGGUGUGGUAAAAAGCUGGAUUUUCUCUAGCCUCCGAGCUAUUACUUUUCUUCCCGCGAAGAACCUGUUUGCAGGCUGCAGUUUUUUUUAGAUCAUCUGGAAUAAUAGUUGUGAUUCGGGGAAAAUAUGACGCCUGUCCAUUUUGGAGAGAUCGAAAUGUCAAUUGAAUACGGAUAAAGGCAAGCUAUUUAUUAUUAUUUUUUUUAUUUUUUUUUGAAAUUGAUUUACAAACACAAUAUACAUAGGAAAAAACUAAACAAAUAAAAAGGCCAGCUAUGAUGUUCGGAAAGUUUGAAAGUUUGAUUUGAAACAAAAUGAAACAGGGGACCGCACAAAGGGAGGGGCUGAAAAGUUGCUGCGCAGGUCCUGUAAACUGUGCUACUUUACAAAGUUAGCCCUGUAUUGGAGGGUGGGGAAUUUUGAGGGACAUUGUGCGGGGGCUUACACAACCUACAGACCCAGGAUACUCCGCGCAAAUACGAUGCAAGAAACGCCUGGUUGAUAUCUUCUUGGCUCUCGGAGAAGCAAAUAUCACUCACUGUGUUUGGAAUCUGUGUGGAAUUUAUGGAUGUUCAAUUCUAUCAUGAAGCGCAAAAGCCAUAAAAAUAGUCCUCAAAAUUUCGUUCUUCCUCGAUGGGCGCCGGAGCAUCUCAUCGUACAAAAGCCAAGGAAGACAACUUUCACAAGACCGCUUCAAACAAGAUUGCUUCAAACCCUCGUGAUAUAAACAACUUAUCAGCUGCAGAGAAAGAGUCCGAGGCAAACCUAAAUCUUGUGGACACGACAAUGCCCUCAGUCAUCGUAGAGGCAGAAGAGAAUUCAAAUAUCUUGAAAAGACAUCUGUCGGAGGGAAUUCUCGCGAGCAAAGAAGUAGUGACGUGUUGUGUGGAACUUCUGAAGUUUUCUUGCUCCAUGGACGAAGACGAAGAGAUCAAAACAGCGGCUCUGACCUUUGUGAUGGAAAAUGACAUCCCUCGAUUAAUAUUUCAGGUUUAUAAAGCUCUACUAACAAAGUUUCCUGAUUUAUUGAAGUACGACCGAGAGAAAGAUAAAGACUCUGAAGGUAAAAUUGCAGUUGAAGAACUUCAACAUGCCCAGGAUGUUCUGAAUGUAUUGGCUGGUUUCAUGGUGAAUCUAACUGAUUUUCCUCAGCUAGCUAUAAAAUGCGGCAGUACAGGACUUAUUCCAGUGUUCUUGGAAAUGACAGAAGCCCUAAAAGAUUCAAUACCAUACAUGAUUCCCUUUGAGGAUCCAGAGACAAAAAUAAUAUCGCAGUUUACAGCUCGUGGCAGAACCUUGUCGAGAGUGCUUGGAGCACUUGUUAAUCUGGCUAAACAGGUUACAAACAGGACAGUCUUCAUAGAUAGUGAUGGAGUUCAGCACCUAUUGCCACUCCUUAAAUCACAAGUUACUGCUUAUUAUAUCAAGAGUUUAUUUUGCUUGGCAUAUCUUAUUGAAGAAGGCAAUAAUGAUGCAAUAAUGACUAAUGCUGAGCCCAUCAAAUUCAUCAUUGGAAUGUUGGAAAAGGCCACUAAGUCAAGUACUCGUGACUACCUGGGUUUCUCUGCUAGUGAUGUAGCUGAUGGUAUAAGUAAACUUGCUGUUAAUGAAAGUAACAGUAAGCAAAUUGGUUUAAAUGGAGGAAUUCCUGUUAUAGUAAGCAUGUUAAAGACAUCUCAACAAGAUUCAGAGAGACUCUGUGGGACUAAAGCCUUGUGGAUGUUGUCAUUUGAUGUCACCAACAGGGCACUCAUCAAAGCUAUCCCAUCAGCCAUUGAGACACUGCAAAGUUUGACAAGGUGUCCAAAUAAGGGUGUUGUCAAAGCCUCUCAAGGUGUUCUCUGGGAAAUUGAGAGGAACAGAGAUUCCUCAAGUUCAGUUCGCGCAAAAGCCCAGCACAUCAUGAUCAGUUACCAGUGGGACUGUCAAGACACCAUAAUUCAAGUGAAUGAUAAACUUAGAUCAGCAGGAUUUAAUGUGUGGAUUGAUGUUGACGAAAUGAGAGGAUCCACCUUAGAAAGCAUGGCAUCUGCUGUUGAACAUUGCACAGUCUUUCUUAUGGCAAUUUCACGGAAGUACUUUGAAAGUCCCAACUGUCGUGCUGAGGCGGAAUAUGCAUAUCAGCUACGAAAACAAAUCAUCCCAUUGAUGAUGGAACCUCGUUUUCAACCCAGUGGUUGGCUGGGCAUUAUAGUCGGAACCAAGCUCUGGAUGGACUUCAGGGAGGUGGGGAAUUUAGAGGCGGGGACCAGUCAUCUCGUUAGGGAACUGGGAAAAGCAGGAAACUCCCAAGCCGGCGGGAAAGACAAAUCUAAAGAAGAUGAACUAAAAAAGACAUUGCAGGCCUACAAGAAGAAUCACCGAAGUGUUUAUGUGUACCUCUCUGAAGCCGAGAAACUCAUCAGAAACCUGCGGUCCUUUCUUAUGUCUGGUCAGCUGGCUACUGAAGCCUCGUUUUGGAAAGCAGAUGCUCUUGUUGUACUUUACACCAAGAUACCCGAAAAACAAAGCAGAACUUUGGUCUUGAAUUUCAUGGUUGAUGUAGAUCUUCCCGAAACCUUGAUUGAGAUUGUAAGAACUCUUCGGCAAAGGUAUCCCCAGGCGUUCUCAGAGCCAGAGGAACGUGAUGUACCCAAAGACGACGAGCCAGGAGAAAUAAUCUUGAAGAAGAAAGCCAGUAGAAAGAUGGGAACUGGGGAUGAAAAACAUAGCGAGCAGGUAAAUUCAGAGGCAAACUGGGCUCUGGAGGUGAUGUUAACAACAUCGAUAGCAAUUUUAAAUUUUACUGAUCUUCACGAUGCCUUUUGUGAGGUCUGCGGGAAUGCAGGACUGGUCAAGGAGUAUUUAGAGCUAUCAAAGCAACUGAAGAAGGGUUUACCUGAAUUUGAUGAACAAAAGGAUUCUCUAUCGAGUACUGAAGACAAAGACAACAAAUUUUCAAGACGAGGCAGCUUGCUGUUCGAGGUUUUAGGAGUGCUUCACAACCUCUCCAAACGAAUCAACAACAAGAAGCACUUUGAUGACAGUAGCGCUGUAGAAACGCUGCUGGGCUUCUUUAGAACAAAGUUCCCUGUGUAUAGAAUGACUGCACUCCUUGCCCUUGCUUACUUAGUGGACGAGAAAAACAAUCAUCUCAUAAUGGCGAGUGAAGAACCAAUCAAAGACAUCCUAAAGCUGCUGGACAAAGCAAAUCAUUCCGCUGACCGGCGCAGUCUUGGAUUCUCGGCGGCGGAAAUAGCUUGUGGACUGAUGCAUGUGGCCACAAACGAUGGAAAUAAGAGAAUGAUCGGCCAACACGGCGGUAUUGACAUGUUAGUUUCCAUGAUGAAAGGUCCAGAUGAACACGAGGAGGAGAGAAUAGCGGCCUUGAAAGCAUUAUACAUGUUAUCUUUUGACGAGGCGAACAAGGAAAUGAUUAAAUCUGAUCACGAUACCAUGGCACUGCUGCAAAGUUUGCAGACGUCAGAUAACAAGGAAAUACAGCAAGCGGCGUCUGGAGUGAUGUGGGAAAUAGAAGGGAAGAAAGAACACUCUGGCACCUCAGAUUCUGAAGAACACGUGAUGAUAAGCUACCAGUGGGACACUCAGCAAACAAUGCUCCAAGUGAAACAGGAACUGGAGGCUCAAGGUUUCACCGUGUGGAUGGACGUGGAGCAGAUGGAGGGGUCUAUUCUGGAAACAAUGGCGCGAGCUGUGGAGAAAUCUUCUGUGUUACUUUUGGCAGUGUCACGCAAAUACCAGAACAGUCCCAACUGUAGAUCGGAGGCCGAAUACGCUUAUCAGAGAAGGAAACGCGUGAUUCCACUGAUGAUGGAACCCAGUUACCGUCCUGACGGCUGGUUGGGGAUUAUUCUGGGCUCUAAACUGUGGAUGGACUUCAGAAAAGAUCCAAGCAUUGGAAUCCAACAACUGAUGAAAGAAAUAUCAAAGGCAAGAGUCGCUGCUUCUCAAGCUCAAUCAUUAGGGACUGCUCCACCCCAGGCGGCUACAAACGAAAAGGUUUUGCAAUGGAAGAAAGAAGACGUGGCAAAAUGGCUGAAGGAUAUUGGAUUUGCAGUAGGUGACAACAUUGUUCGAGGAAAGCUAGACGGACCUUUGUUGCACAUGCUCAACGAACUACGAAAAGAGAGCCCAGAAUUCUUUUACAGCUCUAUCAAAACAGACCUGGGAUUUCCAACUGUGAUCGAAGUUCUUCAAUUCACCAGAGAGCUGAAAGAGCUGCUGGAUUAAACAAGACCUUUUGUUACGUUACACGUGAUAGAAUGUGUAAUAUUGUGACGUGAUUCACGCAGGAUAGUGAUGGCACUAUGGAACCUGCCUUCACUUGCUUGUCUUAAGCACUAUGUUUUGAUCCCAGGUGUAACACUGUAGCGUUCCUUUUAUUUAUUGGACUUAUUUUGAGACAUUUCACUAUUGAUGUAAAUUUCUAUAUUUUUAUCCAUAGUUCAUUCAUUGUAAAUCAAGGUCAUUAGCUUAGUUAGUGCAGGUUCACAUCAGGACUUUUGUCUUGCCUACCUGCUUUUAAAUAUACUAUGUAUGAGGUAUAUAUAUGUAUGUACCAAUUGAUUGCAAAUUUCUCUCGUAAUGCAUAUCGGACCCCAGUUCCAUAGGUGCAAAACCCAAACACUAUUGUCCAUCCGACGUAUGAUAUGCUAGCCACUAGUGGUUCCAGAGUCAUACGAAGAAGCCAGAGGUAGAAGGGGGAAGCGAGGAUCAACAUCAGAUGUGUGUAUUUUUUUCCUCCCGAUCUGCUCAGCUCGUACGCGGCUACUCCAAUUGGAUACCAUGGGACAAGGAUAGCGACGAUGAUCAUGAGCACACUUUGGCAGGUUUUCAUUCCCUCUCAACCAAUCACUUCCAGAAGAAGAAGCGCCCAGAAGAUUACGAGUAGAUUUCAAAAUCGUAGCGCAAGACUCAAGCGCUAUGGUGAUGUGGCGAUGUGGCGCUCACAACCCAUAAGAUCUUUUAUUGAAAAUCACGUUUUCAGAUGAGUUACGUCUGAUCACAUGAUUGUAAUGACCAAGAAUCUUCUCUGAAACAAUCUCUUCAUCACAAAGAACAAAAACACAAAUCUCGUCUGGGGAAAUAUAUCCCUGCGUAUGUUAAAUUCCAACCAAAAUUCAUUUGACCCUUACUCACUCACUCACAAAAUCCUCGUCUCGCUCUUCGGCGCAUAGAGCCAUUACCAGAAUAAGAGUUCCUCCAAAGGCCAAGGUAUUCUCCUCGCACAAGUCGCAGAGUCUGUGUCCGUUGAUCUUGUUACGGCCUUCAUUGUCCUUCCCAACGCGGGCGAUGAAAUCAUUAUCCAAUCACACACAGCAUAUGCGAUGAUACCUCUGGAAUGACUUGCUGUGGAUGGUCGUACGAGACAUCUUUCUUGGCUUCCUCAGCAUCUUCUUUGGGUGCGUAGAACGUGGUGAAAGUGAGCUUGGUGCACUUGGGGUUGAAUCUAGCCAUGAUAAGUCUUUUCCACAGUUGCUUCUGCUCCAUCAAUGCCUUCGCUGUUUUGUCUGACGUGAUGAUCGCCCCGUCCUCUGCGUGUUGGUUGUCCUAUCGCCCAGAGUGUAUCACCGUGUGUCUAAAUCUUUCCUUCACUAUUCCUGAUCCUCUCCAUCUUGCUUCACUUAUCCCGAGGAUGUCCAUUCUGCAGUUGUCUAUCUCCUUUGCGACUUACGCCAGCUUGCAGGUUUGAUGCAUCGUAUGCAUGGUGCGUACAUUCCACAGGCCAACUCUAACAUUGAACCUUUUCCGUUGGUGACUGAACCUCGGCUCUCGCGAUUCCGGUUCCCAGAUGAGUAUGGCCAACACCCGUCAUUAGUUCAAUUGCGUGGAUUUCGUUGUUCUGCUGCCACAGCUUUGGUUUCUGGAGUAAAUUUCUGUACAAUUUAGUUUCUUACGGCUGCGGUUGUCAGCCCUACACCCAACCCUCAACCUGGAGGCCCAGGAUGUCUAAGUUCGUCUCGCACCUUACCCUAGACCUGUCCAGCAUGGUUGAACCUGCCGGAGGUAUGAAAGCCCCCGCUGGCAUAGCUGGCACAGCUCCAGGUGGUCCUAAAGGCACGCAAGCUACCACACCAACAGCAAGCAAUGUUUCUGGCGUUAUAUUUGUUGACUUUCUUUUUCAUUCUCGUUCUUGCUGUGAGGGUUCUCUUCCGGGUUCACAAGUCUCACACCCUCCACAAAACCCAACACUUCUAAAUUCCAAUUCCAUGUCCCGUGGAAACAGUGGACGAAUAGUUCAGCUACAAACUAUCUCUCUCUCUUGUUUGGGGAAGA